This is a messenger RNA of Pantherophis guttatus, 2637 nucleotides long. RefSeq names its product vomeronasal type-2 receptor 26-like. The record is from RefSeq and is a predicted model, not a curated record. Gene Ontology annotation, molecular function: G protein-coupled receptor activity. Gene Ontology annotation, biological process: G protein-coupled receptor signaling pathway. Gene Ontology annotation, cellular component: plasma membrane. Lineage: Eukaryota; Metazoa; Chordata; Lepidosauria; Squamata; Colubridae.
AUGAGCAAUGAGCCAAGCAUUAUUCUUCAUAAGUAUUAUCAACCAGGAGAACUCAUUAUUGGUGGUGCAAUUUCUCAGUUUUUCCUUGCUGCUGAAGAGGCCAAAUUCACAAGACAUCCCUCUCAGGACAUGACUGAUUUCAUAUUACUGACUCAGGCUUACCAACAUGUCUUAGCUUUGGUGUUUGCUGUGAAGGAGAUUAAUGAAAAUCCCCAGAUCUUAACUAAUGUCACCCUAGGCUUCAGCAUCUACAACACUUAUUUUAGUCCAAGAUGUACUUCUGCAGCCACAAUGGAAUUAAUCUCUACAUCAGGCAGAUUUAUUCCUAACUACAAAUGUGACAUCCAGAACACUUUGGUAUCUGUCAUUGGGGGACCGAGUUGUAAUGAAUUCCUGGACAUGGUUACUAUCCUGAACAACUACAAAAUUGCACAGCUUGCUUAUAGCUCUGCUCCUGAGAUGAAAACUCAAACACAUUCUCCUUUCUUCUAUUGGAUGUUCCCAAAUGCAAUUCACCAGUACAAGGGGAUCCUCCAUCUUUUACUGCAUUUUGGAUGGACCUGGAUUGGGGUGUUGUAUCUUGAUACUGGCAGCGUGACAGACACAUUGCUAAGGAAUGUGCUUCCCAUGUUUUCCAAAGGUGGCAUUUGUUUUGAUUUUGUAUCAAAAUUGGCUGCGGGAUUCCUUGAUAAUUUUGAUGAAGUGGUGGAAGCAGCUGGGGAAACUGUCCAAAUUCUCUUGACCUCCACGGCUAAUACAGUUAUUAUUCAGGGUGAAUUUCAGAUUCUGUUUAAUGUAAGGAGUCUCCUGAAAGUGGCAGAAGCUGCUUUAGAAAGCCCCCAGUAUUUCAAAGUCUGGAUUACGACAGCUGACGUGGAUUUCACCUCUGUUCCCAUACAAAGAAGCUGGGACCUAAAUUUUCUUCAUGGUUCGAUAUCUUUGGCAAUGAAUUCAAAUGAUGUUUCUGGAUUUUACCAAUUUCUUGAAGAGAGGAACCCAUCAUUGGUGAAAAAUGAUGACUCUUUGAGAGAAAUCUGGCAACAAGCAUUUAAUUGCUUCUUCCCCAGUUUUACCAGUGAAAUGACAGAUGUGGACAUCUGCACUGGGAAGGAGCAGCUAGAGACCCUCCCUAUGACUGUGUUUGAAAUGCAGAUGACUGCUCACAGCUACAGUGUCUACAAUGCUAUCCAUCACUUUCUUAGAUGUGUGUCAUUUAAUGACAGCAGCGGAUCAAUUAUUUCUUUUGAUAAAAGUGGUGAAUUAAUAGGAAAGUUUGACAUCAUCAACUGGAUCACAUUCUCAAACCAGACUUUCCUUAGAGUCAAAAUUGGAAGGAUAGACCCACAGGCAUCCUUAGACCAACUGUUGUCUAUUUCUGAAAAGAACAUUGUCUGGCCAACCCAGUUUGGACAGGCCCAGCCCCUUUCCUUGUGCAAUGAUAAAUGCCAUUCAGGCUAUAGAAAGACCAAGAAAGAGAACAAACACUUUUGCUGCUAUGAUUGUAUUCUAUGUUCAGAAGGGAAGAUCUCAAACCAGACAGACAUGGAUGAUUGUCUUCUGUGUCCACCUGAUCAUUAUUCAAAUAAAGGCCAUGAUUCAUGCAUUCCCAAAUACGUAAGUUACCUAUCUUAUGAAGAAAAUCUGGGCAUUGGGCUAAGCACUGUGGCUUUUGUGCUUUCCUUCAGCACAAUUUCUGUACUUGGAAUCUUCCGGAAGUACCACAAUACUACCAUUGUCAAGGCCAACAACCGCAGCCUCUCCUACACCCUCCUCAUCUCCCUCCUCCUCUGCUUCCUUUGUUCUCUGCUUUUCAUUGGACAACCCACAAAACUGACAUGCCUCCUUCGACAAACAGCUUUUGGAAUCAUCUUCUCAGUGGCGGUUUCUUGCCUGUUGGCUAAAACUAUUAUUGUGGUUCUAGCUUUCCUAGCCACCAAGCCAGGAUCACAAAUGAGGAAAUGGCUUGGAAAACAAUUAGCUCUUUUCAUUGUGCUCUUCUGCUCCCUUAUUCAAACCCUCCUUUGUGUGAUCUGGUUAUCCAUCUCUCCUCCAUUUCCAAACACUGACACAAACUCUCUAAACAAUGAAAUCAUUCUAGAAUGCAAUGAAGGGUCUGUUGUGAUGCUUUAUUGUAUCUUGAGCUUCAUGGGUCUUUUGGCUAUCGUUAGCUUUGUUGUAGCUUUCCUAGCUAGGAAAUUGCCAGACACUUUCCAGGAAACCAAGUCCAUCACUUUCAGUAUGCUGGUCUUUUGCAGUGUCUGGUUAUCUUUUGUUCCUGCCUACGUGAGCAGCAAAGGAAAAUAUAUGGUAGCUGUAGAGAUUUUUGCCAUCUUGGCUUCCAGUGGGGCUCUAUUAGGUUGUGUCUUUGUCCCAAAAUGCUAUAUUAUUUUGUUGAGACCUGAUCUGAAUAAAAAGGAGCACUUGAUCAAAGGAGUCAAGUAAAUGCUAUUGUUUAAUUGUCUAUUUUGCCUCCUAAAAUAUUCUGUAAUGUCCACAUCUGUCACUACUAUGAGAUAAUAUAAUAAUACUCUAUGUAUUAAUUUAUCAAUUUAAUGUAUCAAUUUAAUGUGGCAAUACUCUAUGUAUAUGAGUCAUUUCAAAUAUAGGAGUACAGCAAUCAGGAAUAAAGUGACUAUU